GAUUAUUCAAUUCUCUCACGAAAACGGUUUAAGUUUCCGCAAUGGAAGAAUACAAAGCGAAGGGAAACGACGCCUUCAAGGCCAAGCGGUACAAGGAGGCUAUUGACUGGUACUCGAAGGCGAUCGCAAUGGACCCGAACAGCGAGGCCUCUGGCGCCAUCUACUCAAACCGCGCCGGCAGCUGGCAGAACCUGAACAACUACGAGAAGGCUGCUGAGGACUCGGAGCAUUGCAUUCGUGUUCGCCCUGACUGGCUCAAGGGUCACUUCCGCAAGGCUGUGGCCAUGGAGAGCAUGGGCAAGUACGACGACGCGCAGAAGGCCUUCCAGGAGGCGCUGCGGCUCAGCCCUGGCAAUGAGGAGGUCAUCGAGAAGCUGCAGACGAUCAAUAGCAAGCUGCGCGAGCGCAACGAGAAGGCGAAGACGUCCGCCUGCAAGACCCCGGAGGAAGCGAAGGUGCUCGGCAACUCCCUCUUCAAAGCCGGUAAAUACGAACAGGCAGCCGAGUUCUACGGCCGCGCCAUUGAGCUACAGAAAGAGCCGGUGAAGGAGAAGGCCGUCUACUACACCAACCGCGCCGCGUGCCACCAGCAGACGCACAUGUACACGCUCAUGAUCGAUGACUGCAACGCUGCGAUUGGGAUUGACCCCAACAACGUGAAGGCAUACCUGCGCCGCGGCAUCGCCUACGAGGGCAUGGAGAAAUGGAAGCUGGCCCUAGAGGACUACACGAAGGCGCAGUCUCUGUCUCCUGGUGUGGGCGGUGCUUCGCAGGGAAUCCUGCGGUGCCAGCGAGCGCUGCGCAACUGA
Messenger RNA from Leptomonas pyrrhocoris, 809 nucleotides. RefSeq names its product Stress-inducible protein STI1. The transcript has a single exon. The record is from RefSeq and is a predicted model, not a curated record. The coding region runs from base 42 to 809 and encodes 255 amino acids. Gene Ontology annotation, molecular function: Hsp90 protein binding. Lineage: Eukaryota; Euglenozoa; Kinetoplastea; Trypanosomatida; Trypanosomatidae.